UCCACCUUUCCACCACGCAUCAGCUUCUCCGCCAUUAACUUUCAUAUCUUCCUAGUCUCUGUAUUUUAGUAUCUUCUUUUGUUUUGACAAAUUCACCAGCUUGGUUUCCGAGUAAGAAAAGAAAAAAGACAGAAAAUAAAAAAUCAUAGAUGUUGUUGGUUCGAAGAAAGAUCUGUCUGGUUUUCUUCCGUCAGGUUCCCAUAGCCUCUGCUUUGCUGAGAAACAUAUAAGAAAGUGGCCCGAAACGGAAAGCCAUCUCUGAUAUUUCAGACCCUGUUCUUUAGAUAGGGGAAGCUAAAGCUCCAUUACCCUCAUAAACCAUUAGAAUUUGGAACAUUCAUUGUUGUUCAAGAAAUCGAUGGCUGAAGAGGGCUACAAAGAAUCUCCAGCCGAUUCACCGAGAUAUCCUCUUCACGUUUUCUCCAAGGAUUUCAGAUCAGUUCUGAAGUUAGACGAGCUCGGGUUGGAGAUUGCCCGAAUAGCGUUGCCUGCAGCACUUGCUUUGACAGCCGAUCCUAUAGCGUCUCUGGUCGACACAGCCUUCAUAGGCCAAAUCGGUCCCGUAGAGCUCGCAGCCGUCGGGGUUUCUAUUGCUCUGUUCAAUCAAGUUUCAAGAAUUGCGAUAUUCCCACUCGUUAGCAUCACAACGUCGUUUGUUGCUGAGGAAGAUGCAAACAGUUCCCAUAGAGAAUGCUUAGAAACCGAAGAGAGUCAAGAACUGAUUCCUCUCAAUGGUUCGGGGGCAAGUGAUUCAAGAUGUGUACAUAUGCAUAGCAGUAGCUUUAGUGUUACAAACAAGAAACGGAUCAUUCCGUCCGCCUCAUCCGCAUUGAUCAUUGGAAGCAUCCUCGGCCUUCUUCAAGCUGUGUUCCUUAUAUCUGCCGCGAAACCUCUUUUGAGUUUCAUGGGAAUUAAACAUGAUUCUCCGAUGCUGAGACCGGCUCAACAGUAUCUGACACUCAGAUCAAUGGGUGCACCGGCCGUUCUUCUCUCGCUCGCAAUGCAAGGCGUAUUCCGUGGAUUCAGAGACACCAAGACCCCCUUAUACGCCACCGUGAUUGGAGAUCUCACGAACAUAAUCCUCGAUCCGAUCUUCAUAUUUGGUUUCCGUCUAGGCGUUAGCGGAGCAGCCACCGCACACGUUAUAUCCCAAUACGUUAUUUCCGGUAUACUCUUGUGGAGACUGACGGGCCAAGUCGAUCUCUUGAACCCGAGUACCAAACAUCUCGAGCUUGGAAGGUUCAUUAAAAACUGUUUUCUCCUAUUGGUUAGGGUAAUGGCCGUGACAUUUUGUGUAACGUUAUCCGCAUCCCUAGCUGCAAGGGACGGUCCGAUCCCGAUGGCUGCAUUUCAAGUUUGCUUGCAGGUCUGGUUGGCCACGUCUCUUCUCGCAGACGGGCUAGCCGUCGCUGGCCAGGCGAUCAUGGCGAGCGCAUUUGCCAAGAAGGACCACGAGAGGGCUGCAGCCACCGCUUCCCGUGUACUUCAGUUGGGUCUGGUUCUCGGGUUGGUACUCGCGGUUGUAAUUGGAGCGGGACUUCACUUUGGAGCACGACUGUUCACGAAAGACGAUGACGUCCUGCGUCUCGUUAGGACAGGGCUCCCGUUCGUCGCAUGCACUCAACCGAUCAACGCGUUGGCAUUUGUGUUCGACGGCGUGAACUUUGGUGCGUCGGAUUUCGGGUACUCGGCUGCAUCAUUGGUGAUGGUUUCGGUAGUGAGCGUCUCGUGCUUGCUAUUGCUCUCCUCGGCUCACGGAUUCGUGGGACUAUGGUUGGGCCUAACCAUUUACAUGAGUCUCCGAGUAGCAGUUGGGUUCUUGAGGAUAGGAACAGGAACUGGACCUUGGUCUUUUCUUUGGAGCCCAUGAAUCUAAACGUGGAGUUUUCAGUUAAUAAGCUUAUUAAACAGUAUUGUUGUAUUCAUUAUCAUUUUUGCCUUUUGCACAAUUCUUUUUUCAGACAUUAUAUAAUAUUAGAGAGAACAGGAGACACCUCUUCUGUACCCUUUUGGUAUAUGUAUGAUGGAGCGAGAAGAAUCUUCCUUC
Molecule: messenger RNA, 2047 nt
Organism: Tarenaya hassleriana
Lineage: Eukaryota; Viridiplantae; Streptophyta; Magnoliopsida; Brassicales; Cleomaceae
Product: protein DETOXIFICATION 42-like
Exons: 13
Coding region: 359-1870 (503 amino acids)
Biological process (GO): transmembrane transport
Cellular component (GO): membrane
Molecular function (GO): xenobiotic transmembrane transporter activity; antiporter activity
Source: RefSeq, a predicted model, not a curated record